Neoarius graeffei (lesser salmon catfish) is the source of this 4615-nucleotide messenger RNA. RefSeq names its product zinc finger protein 598 (gene znf598). Gene Ontology annotation, biological process: protein ubiquitination; rescue of stalled cytosolic ribosome. The transcript has 12 exons. The record is from RefSeq and is a predicted model, not a curated record. Gene Ontology annotation, molecular function: ribosome binding; ubiquitin protein ligase activity. The coding region runs from base 143 to 2866 and encodes 907 amino acids. NCBI's taxonomy places the organism in Eukaryota, Metazoa, Chordata, Actinopteri, Siluriformes, Ariidae.
UCUGAUUACGUCCACGCCGAGUUCCCUGUCCGUUGCUUCACAGGCUUUAGCUCGUUAGCCACAGGGUUGGUGUGGGGUUGGGUGUUUUGUUUUGUUUUUUUUUGACACGAGACCUGCUUUAAAAGACUUGUGCCUUUGGGUUAUGAUGGAAUCCAGCAUGAAGAAGGAAGCUGAGAAUGUGUGUGUGCUCUGCUGCCAGGACAUUGAUCUUUUCGCUGUGGGGAAAUGUGACCACCCGGUGUGUUACCGGUGCUCCACUAAGAUGCGGGUGCUGUGUGAGCAGAAAUACUGCGCUGUCUGCCGAGUGGAGCUGGACAAGGUUAUAUUUGUAAGAAAACUUCAACCCUUUGCUGCUCUUACUCAGCAUGAAUACCAGUCUGAGAAGAAAUACGACAUCUACUUCGCUGAUGGAAAAAUCUUUGCGCAGUUCAGGAAGAUUUUGUUAUCUGAAUGUCCACAAUGUCCUGAGCCCAAAGUGUUCUCCAAAUUUGAGGAGUUGGAGCAACAUAUGCGGAAGCAGCAUGAGCUCUUUUGCUGCAAAUUAUGUGCUAAGAAUUUGAAGGUAUUCUCCUAUGAGAGGAAGUGGUACAACCGCAAAGAACUGGCUCGACAUCGGACGCAAGGGGACCCGGAUGACACGUCUCAUCGUGGCCAUCCGCUUUGUAAAUUCUGUGAUGACCGAUACCUGGAUAACGACGAGCUGCUUAAGCACUUAAGGCGAGACCACUACUUUUGCCAUUUCUGUGAUGCAGAUGGAGCACAAGAAUACUAUAGUGACUACCGCUAUCUUAAGGAACACUUCAGAGAGAGCCAUUUUCUAUGUGAGGAAGGUCGCUGCAGUACAGAGCAGUUCACACAUGCUUUUCGAACAGAGAUUGACUACAAAGCCCACAAAGCUGCUGCCCAUAGUAAGAACCGGGCCGAGGCAAGGCAAAACCGGCAGAUCGACAUACAGUUCAACUACGUGCCACGCCAGCAGAGAAGGAAUGAUGGUCUAGUAGGUGCUGAUGAUUAUGAGGAAGUUGAUCGCUUCAACAGACAAGGGCGUUCAGGACGAGGAAGACCUCAGGCAUUACACCAGAAUGUAAGAAGCUGGAGGUAUAAUAGAGAGGAGGAGGAUAGGGACCUGGCUGCUGCAAUUCAGGCCUCGCAGGCUGCUCGCCGACAGGUGGAAAGAGGACAAGUUCAUGACAGAGGUGGCCAAAAACCACGCAAAGAAGAGACGGUGGAUAGUGACGAGUUAAGAGGCAAUCGAGGUGCAGUUAAACCUCCAAGUGACAUGCAAGGUCGAUCAACGAAGAAUAAUGUCCCACUGAAGGGUGAAGACUUCCCAGUGUUAGGAGCUGGUGCGCCGCCACCACCACCUGUUCAUAGCAUGGUGAAACCCACUCCUCCUGUCUCACUGAAGGAGGAUGAUUUCCCGAGCCUGGUGCAUUCUGGUACAGUGGGUUCAGCCCCAAUGACUCCAGCAUACACAGUUCAAGCUAGAAAACCUUCGUUCCAAGAGGAGGACUUCCCAGCACUUGUCUCAAGGAUCAGACCUCAUAAGCCUCAAGAGAAUCCAACAUCCGCUUGGUCGCAAGUAGGAAGUAAACCUGGCGUGCUUAAUAAUAAGCCUGUGGUUCUGCCAACGAAGACAUACUCGCACAGCGCUCCUGUGUUUUCUGCUAGUGACCCACCACCAUCCUCCACUGUUCCUCAGGCUCAUGCAUCUCGCCGCAAGAAGAAGCUUACCUCUUCUUCACAGAGCACCAAAGCUACAUCCAAAGUUAGAUCUCCAGUCUCGUCAGAUGACGAGGACCCUGAAAGUGGCAAAAUGAUUCAGGAGAUUCGUGCCGUCCCUACCAUGUUAGACAUUUCUUCUUUGCUUACAGUGAAGACCGGCUCAUCGCAGCCCAAUAACAAAAAUGGCAAGAAGAGACAGCCUUCAUCUACCCCUUCUGGGAUGUCUGCGAAUAACGUGGAAUUGGUGACUACUGCAGCUCACAAAGAAAAUGUACCCGAGACCAAACCACCAGAUGGUAGUGUCUCUAAAGGCACCACAGUCCCCAAAUCAAAUAUGUUCAUAAAUGGAUAUAAGAAGGAAACUAAGAACACCAUCCUACCUGAUGAUCCCCCUGCCCCCAAAAAGCAGCCCGUCUCUGAACCACCUGCUGUGCCUGAAGAAGAGGAUUUCCCUGCUCUUGUUACGAAGAAACCUCCACCUGGUUUUAAGAGCACGUUUUCUUUGGCGAACAUUCAGACAGUGUUGCCUCCUCCCCCUCCUGGUCUUGGGCCUGUGAUUAGCAAGCCUCCACCAGGAUUCACUGGUGUCCCACUGAACAGUAAUGUAGCAGAAUGCACAGUGCCAGCGUUAAACAGACCAGCAUCCUCACUUGGAACUUACCACAUGCCUGAAAACUUCAAACAGAGGAACAUGGACCUUAUACAGUCAAUACAGAACUUCCUUCAGAACGACGAAUCCAGAUUCAAUGAAUUCAAAAACUAUUCAGGUCAAUUCAGACAGGGUUUAAUUUCUGCUGCCCAGUACCACAAAUCUUGCCAUGAGCUACUGGGGGAAAACUUCAGCAGGGUCUUCAAUGAGUUGCUGGUUCUACUUCCAGACACACACAAACAACAGGAACUUCUCACUGCCCAUGCAGACUUUAAAGCCAUGGAGAAACAGCAGUCAGGCUCCAAAGGCAAGAAGAACAAAAAGAAAGCCUGGCAAACGUGUACCUCUAACAGCAACCUAGACUUGGAUUGCCAAGUGUGUCCUACCUGCAAGCAGGUACUGGCCCCAAAAGACUUUAGUGCUCAUAAGACUCUGCAUAUUGGAGAUGAUGACUUUCCUUCUCUCCAGGCUAUAAGCAAGAUUAUCAGUUAGCUGCCAAGAACAAGAGCACUACUCACAGAUCGAAAGAUGGGUUUUUUUGUUGUUUUUUGUGGGAUUUUGUUCCCCCCACCACCCAGGGUUAAAUAUGUUUUAAGAUAAUGAGGGAUCAAGUGCAAAACAGGGCAGCUGUAGUGUGUCUAGAGCAUGGGUGCCCAACUCCAGUACUGGAGUCCAGCAGAGUUCAGUGACUUCCUGGUUCCGCGAUGCCUAAUUUGGCACAAUUGUUCAUUACGAUGUUUAAUUAUGGCAUUCCAGGACUGGAAUUGGACACCCCUGGAAUGUAGUUUUUGAAAUAAUUUGCCACUUUUUUUUUUUUUUUAAAUCCCAACUCAAGGCUGAAAUUGAAAGUUUUGAUGGGCGAUAUUUUCUCUUGGAGUUGUUUAUUAUUAUUAUUAUUAUUAUUAUUAUUAUUUAGUACAUUUCUUAAUCCCACAUCUCUGGAUUGAUGGGAGACGCGUUCAACAGGUUCAUGUGUUUACACAUGGUAAUUUUCUAAUUCUAGCUGCUGCAUUUGACCUUCUUCCUUGAGCAUUUAUGAGUUAGUUUCAUUACAGAAUCAUUGCUCACCUGUUUCUCAAACCAACAAUAGAGGUUACAUAUGCGUGUGUGUAUAUAUAUUUGGUUGGAGGAAAAUGAGUAAAAAGUGCCUAACAAACGAUCGGACUCUGACAAAGAGCUUUCUUGAAGUCUGUUGGUAAAAUGAUAUCAAUCAAAUGAACAAAGUACUUGCAACAUUUCAUUUCCUAUCCAUGCUACACAGUCACUGUGACACUUCAGCACUUGUUUUCAUGCUUAAUUUUCCAUUUGAUCAUUAUUUAUUUAGGUUUAUUAUUAUUAUUUAAGGGAAUUAUUUUAACUAAGCUUUUAGGAUUGCAGAGUAAGAGACCACCAGGGUGCACAAAAUUUCUAUUUUUCCAUAACCUCUUUUUGUAUUAUAACAAAUACAAUGUCUUUGAAUAAGCCUACACGCAAUAAUGCAGUUGAUGCAUAGUAAGGCACUGACUUCUGGAGUUUAAUGUAAGAAUGAACACACGGUUAUCAUUUUGACUGCAGGGUAAACUUUUUACUGCGCCCAGCAUCUGUACUGCGCCUGCUUUUGUACGACUAUUCAUUUCUGCAAAUGGUUUGAAGGGUGGGGAUGAAUACUCUUUCCUGUUAACUUCUCUUUUGAUACCAUUAAUGACUUUUUUUGUUAUUAUGUUGUGAUCUAGUACUGUUUUGCACAGCAGUGAUGAGACAUAUUUACCUACAGAUUGAGUAAUGGUGCACAGCUGGCUCCUGAAAGAAUCUAAUUAAAUGGUUAAACACAAAGUUAGUCAUUAUUAUUAUCAUCAUCAUCAUCCUCAUGUCCACUUUUUCAUCAGGACAUGCUUGUGAAAGUUAUGCAAGUUGCACAGAUCAGACUUCUCAUGGAAAAAAAAAAAAAAAGAUUUUUAUUUUAAUGACUGCAGUCCAAACACAUUGACAACAGUAAGUCUUUUGUGUACAGCAUUAAACAUACAAGAUGGGAUAUGAUGCCAGAGAUUACAGUAGAAUGUAAUGUCAAUUUUGGGGCUGUAUUUAUAAUCCUUUGUCUUGUGCAUAUGCACAUUGCACUUUUGAGGGUUAUAUUUAAAAAAAAAAAAAAAAAAAAAAACACCUAAGCAAACAUUUUGUGUGUACAUGAGUAGACAUCUUUUUUUAAUUUUAUUUUUUUUCCUAGCAAUUACUACAAUAAAUGUGACCCAGUCUGUUAUGGAA